AUGGGUCGAAAAGUCGAAAAAGAAGAAGACAAUUGGUACGGCGUGAUCGACCCAAAGAGGCGAAAACAAAUCCAGGACCGACUCGCUCAAAGAGCUAGACGAAGACGGCUCGCCGAACAAGCAGCGCAGAAAAAUGACCCGGAAACUACAGAUGAGAUCUCAUCGGUUACAGUUUCGAGAAAGAAAGAUGUGAAGAAACGAACGCGCCCAGAAAAAGACUCCAAUACCAAAAAUACCACGUCGAGUAAACCACAACUCACAUCCCUAACCACAACCAAAGCCACCCCCCUCCCCCGCGACGACAUCCACCUCCACCCUCCCACCCUAACAAUCUACUCCGCCUUAUUCCACAACGGCUCCUACCUCAACCUGACCUGCUCCACCUCCUACGCCCUCUCCCCCACCCCUCCCUCAUUCCCGCACACGCCCCCUUCCCUCCGCCCAACCUCCACGCAACUCUCCACCGCACACUACCGGUGGAUCGACCGGUUCCCGAUCCCGAAGCUGCGAGACCGGAUGAUUACGUGGGCGGCGGUGUUUAACGCGGAGGAGUUUCUGGCGGAUCUGUUUGAUGGGGUUGGGGGCGGGAGUUUGGUGAUCCGGGAAAGGGGGGAGGAGCUUUGUGGAGGGGGAUUGGGGGGUUAG
Molecule: messenger RNA, 645 nt
Organism: Glarea lozoyensis ATCC 20868
Lineage: Eukaryota; Fungi; Ascomycota; Leotiomycetes; Helotiales; Helotiaceae
Exons: 2
Coding region: 1-645 (214 amino acids)
Source: RefSeq, a predicted model, not a curated record